This is a messenger RNA of Pseudomyrmex gracilis, 3238 nucleotides long. Its product is annotated as SURP and G-patch domain-containing protein 1. NCBI's taxonomy places the organism in Eukaryota, Metazoa, Arthropoda, Insecta, Hymenoptera, Formicidae. The transcript has 9 exons. Gene Ontology annotation, biological process: RNA processing. The record is from RefSeq and is a predicted model, not a curated record. Gene Ontology annotation, molecular function: RNA binding. The coding region runs from base 354 to 2978 and encodes 874 amino acids. Gene Ontology annotation, cellular component: nucleoplasm.
GGAAGGAUAGAGAAAGAGAGAGAGAAAAAAGAAGGAGAGAGAGAGACUCCGUCUAAAUUCUGUACAGCAUUUUGACAGAACGUGCGGUCUAUUAUUCAUUAAGUUUGUGAUUUGUAGAGACGUAAAAACAUAUGGCCGAUAUAUUGUUUCGUAUGCGAUGAAGGAUGAAGAUGUUGCGCGUUCUUUGACUGAACAAAAGUCCUAACUCCGAACUCCCAUUUGUCCGAACGACAUUUGUCUCGCUCUCCAAACGACAAUAAUCGAAUUGUUUGAGAUAGUGGUGUUUUAUAACCGCUUUGUGUGUGAGGUUCGUAAAAAUCUUUGUGAAAACACCGUGAGAAAAAACAAGAAAAAUGGCGUAUCGGGGUGUGAAGGGUUGCGAUCCGUUUGUGUCGAAGACAACGCGAAACGAACGGUUUGCGCAAAUGUCAAAGCAAGAAGAAAUAAUAAAACAGAAAACACAAGAGAUUCAGGCGAAGCUGCAAGAGCAGAAAGCGAAGGAAGCCGUGGAGUCGAUGAAAAAGUCGAAUUCGUCGUCCUCGUCCACGACCGCCAGCAAAAGUAACGACCCGAAAGAAGAAGAUGAAAAACCUGUCACAUCGCUUUCCAUGAACGUAUUCGCCAAUGACGGUAGUUUUCUCGAUCAGUUCAAGAAAAUAGCAAAUAAAGGAACCAGCAAGUCAGAGUCGCAGCAGGAUAAAUCUGAUGACAAGAAGAAAGAUGAAAAAAGUUAUGAGACCACUAGAGAAAGAGACAGAGAGAGAAAUCGUAGCAACGAAAAGAGCAGAGAUUGGGACAGCAGACGGGAUCGUAGAAGAAAUGAUCAACGUUGGGGAAGAAGCUCCGACAGGAAGAACAGCUCCUCUUCAAGUCCAUCGCCUACCAGACAAAGAUCGCCUAGUCCCGAACAUCGUAGCUAUAAUCAAUCACAGAACGGACACCACGCUCAAUACAAUCAAUUCCCUAUUCAGAAUAGCAAUCACGUCUCUUCCAUCCCAUCUCUUAUGUCGCAACCGGUGCAAAUGCAAAUGACCAAUGUGCCACCUCCCAACAUGAGAAACCUGACACCAAACGUUCCAUCCGCCCAUUUGCAAAGGAUACCGGCGCCGACCAAUUUUAGUAAUAAUUAUACUAGUAACAUGAACGAUCACUGUAACAGAAUGCAAAUCGCACCACCACAUAUCAUACGACCACCACCGCCGCCGCCACCUCCAAUCCAAAAUAUUCCACCCAACACGAACGUCCCGCCGCCGAACAUGCAAAUUUCUCAGCCCAUGCCGAUGCCGAAUUUGUCUUCGUCAUCAAACGGACAACAGCACAUGAUACAAAAUUCACAACAGUGUAACGUACCACCCCCGGUCUGCAGCGCUAAUUUACAACCUCCGAAUAUCCCUCCGCCUAACAUACCACCGCCCAACAUUUUGCCACCGAUGUCGCAAAUGCCACCGACCAUGAUGCCUAUCACGGGCUCCCAGGCUGUCGUAGUGACAGUGCCCAAUGUAGCCAACGUGCCACCACCAAAUGUGAUAACGUCCAUGAUAAUGUCAGCACCUCCGCCAGUGCAUACCGUUCCGUCUACCAUCAAUUCGGUCCCACCGCCAAAUUUAAAUAUUCCUCCACCCAACGUUCCACCUCCCACUGUUAUUCCGAACGCAGCACCACCGCGGAAUCUUAUGUCCACUAGCUAUCCACUUUCUAAUCAGGUACCUAUCUCAGUGGGUCCUCCUAACGUGCAGAUACCGCCGCCCGUGAGACCGCCGACGAAUCUGCAGAGCUCCGAACAACAAGUGUGUCUAGUAGAGGCUGAGCAGCUGGCACGCAUUGUGGCUGACUGUGGAGAUGAAAUUGAACAAGAAGUGCGCGAGAAGAAUGCCCAAGAUCCUAAAUUAUGGUUUCUGCACCAAAAGCAAAGUGCAGCGUAUCUGCAGUACAGGGGAUUGGUUUCGAAGUUUCGCGCCGAAAAGUCGGACAAGGACAAGAAGAACAGCGGCGCGGAGCUGUACUGCCCCGAAGAAGCUCUCAGCGACAACGACGAGUCAGAUAAAUCCCAGAAAUCCCAUACGACUGCAUAUGCAGAUCACUCGGAGGAUAAUAAAGAAGAACGGAAAAGAAAAAGACGUAGUCGUUGGGGCGAUCCGGACACUAAGGUUUAUGUUCCGGAAUCGAGUGUGUCUUCUGAUAACAGACCGGGCGCUGCGCUUCCGCGACCUGGGAUAGCCAUACCGGGACAAAUCGGCCAACCCGCGGUUAUAAUACCGUCUCCAUCAAAGGGACAAAACACGAAGACGAAGAAUCCGAUGCUCACCAAGAUAUCGCGUAACGAUCCUGCGCUUAUUCAAUAUGCAAAGCAGACUUUCGGCACGCUCGAUCUAAGCGAGGAACAAUGGAAAAAAGCAGAGGAUCAUUAUAAGAUAAAUCUUUUGUACCAAAAUCUCUUGAAGAAAAGAGAAGAAGUUAAACGCUUGGAAGCGCAGGGAAAACACAAAUACGAGUACGACAGCGACGAAGAGACGGAAGGUGGAACUUGGGAACACAAAUUGAGAUCCGCCGAAAUGGAAGCGACUCAAAUGUGGGCCGAGGAACUGACCGCGCAAGCGGAGGGCAAACACCACAUUGGCGAUUUUCUACCGCCGGACGAAUUGAAGAAAUUCAUGGAGCAAUACAAGGCUGUAAAACAAGGAAAAGAACCUGAUUUGAGCGACUAUAAAGAAUAUAAGUUAAAAGAAGACAAUAUAGGAUUUCAGAUGUUACAAAAGCUAGGAUGGAGCGAAGGACAGGGCUUAGGUAGUGAGGGUAGCGGCCGUAUCGAACCGGUUAAUAAAGCUACAAAUAGACUCGAUAGCGCGGGAUUAGGAUCGGAGAGACCAGACGGAGUGUCUAGAGACGACGAUGAAUUCGAUGCGUAUAGGAAAAGAAUGAUGUUAGCUUACAGAUUUAGGCCUAAUCCAUUAAACAAUCCGAGAAGACCUUAUUAUUAAAAAACAAAACAAAACAAAAAAAAAAAAAAAGAUAUAAGGUAUACACCUAAAUAUAUUCUUUUUAUCAUACAAUUAUGUAGUAAAAGUCUCUUUAUUUUAUAUAUCUCGAGAAUCUGUACAUUUCAUUUACAAAUGUAUCUCUCUUAUAGAAUUUUCACUUUUCUCUAAAUUACAAUCAGAGAAAAAUUACAUGAAAGUUCGAUGUAUUCGAAUGAUGAAAAAAGUGCGGUGCAUUAAUACAAACAAAUUUGUGAAUAAAA